This is a messenger RNA of Cryptotermes secundus, 1917 nucleotides long. RefSeq names its product pantothenate kinase 3 (gene fbl). Gene Ontology annotation, molecular function: pantothenate kinase activity; ATP binding. The coding region runs from base 431 to 1507 and encodes 358 amino acids. The record is from RefSeq and is a predicted model, not a curated record. Gene Ontology annotation, cellular component: nucleus; cytosol. NCBI's taxonomy places the organism in Eukaryota, Metazoa, Arthropoda, Insecta, Blattodea, Kalotermitidae. Gene Ontology annotation, biological process: coenzyme A biosynthetic process. The transcript has 9 exons.
ACAUUCGUUUAUAACUCAAUGGCUGUAGCUAAAUAACAACACUGUAUAUUUUGUUGUAUAUCCGUGGUUGGUGUGGUUUAUACACAGAAAUAAUCAUGUCAUGUUAAAAGAUGGCCAGAGUUUCAUUUCGCAUUAGGGUGCGAAUCUUACAUUUAUAGAUUAAUUUCACCCAAGUCUAGUGUGUGUCAAGUGACUCUUAAAAAUGUACGGAGCUAAAUUUGUGAGGCUGCCUGUGUUGUCAGUGUGUCUUGAUGAGCCCUCACAGCUGUAAGGACUGCCUUCGAGGCUGCAUGAUGGCAGGCUCUAGCAAGGAUGAGUCUUCUGCUAAGUGCGAGGAGAAUGGCUUUGGAGUAGAUGACAUGCCUUGUAUGUUUUCAGUUCCUUCAGAUUGUAAGGUGUAUCAUUAUACAACAUUUAGUGAUAUUAAACAAUGCCAUGGUUUGGGAUGGACAUUGGAGGCACACUGUCAAAGCUUGUUUACUUUGAGCCAAAGGAUAUCACCCCAGAUGAGGCAGAUGCUGAAGUAGAGACUCUGAAGAACAUCCGGCGCUACCUAACCAAGAACUCCGCGUACGGAAAGACGGGCCAUAGGGAUACACAUCUACAGAUGGACGAUAUCGUGAUUCGCCGUCGCAAAGGAACCCUUCAUUUCAUCCGCUUUCCGACUUGUGAAAUGGGGAACUUCCUGGCACUGGCAAAGUCCAAAGGCUUGGCCACUCUUGUCACAACUGUUAGUGCCACAGGAGGUGGAGCAUACAAGUUUGAAGAUAACUUUCGAAGGGAGUUGAACAUGCGUCUUGCCAAGUUUGAUGAGUUGGACUCGCUGAUUCGUGGCAUGCUGUAUGUGGAGACCAACAAUCCUUGUGAGUGCUACUACUGGAUCAAUCCCACAGAGGAUGAGUGCUGUGAAAAGAGGUUCUUCGAUUUCAGUGACCCAUAUCCUUUCCUGAUUGUGAACAUUGGGUCAGGCGUGAGCUUGCUUGCCGUGUCUGGACCAAACAGUUACAGGAGGAUAUCAGGCACUAGUUUGGGAGGGGGCACAUUCCUUGGACUCUGUUGUCUGCUGACAGAUUGUAAUUCCUUUGAGGAAGCAAUUGAUUUGGCAGCUAGUGGAGACAACACACGUGUGGACAAAUUGGUCAGAGAUAUCUAUGGUGGUGACUAUGAGCGUUUUGGACUGCCAGGAGAUCUGGUGGCUAGCAGCUUUGGGCAAAUGAACUCAAAAGAGAAGAGGGCUACAGUGUCACGGGAGGACCUUGCAAGGGCCACGUUGGUUACCAUCACCAACAACAUAGGCUCCAUUGCACGCAUGUGUGCAGUCAAUGAGAAGAUAGAGCGUGUUGUGUUCGUGGGCAACUUCCUGAGGGUCAACUCCAUAUCCAUGAAGCUACUAGCCCAUGCAAUGGACUAUUGGUCAAAGGGAACAUUGAAGGCUCUCUUCCUGGAACAUGAGGGUUACUUUGGGGCUGUGGGUUGUCUGCUAGAAUUCAACAGCCACGUCAGCUGAGUCUGUUACACAACCAUUCCUGUGCUGUCACAACAUUCAAGUACUGUAGUGGUAGAGCACAGUAAGUCUGUCCGCAUGAACUUGUUAGUAUUUCAGGGAUGUUGCAUGGUGUGCACACUCCUCUCAUGCUGUGUAGCCAUAGUAUUUAGCAAACAUGGCAGCUGCUGUCAAGUUCAUGUGGUCAAAUAUCUGAAACUAGGGAUCACUCAUACAUGUUAUAUUUUGAUGCCCUGUUUUCUUUUUUACAUUAUUGUCAAGUUGUUAGUAAUACUGCUGUGUAUUAUACUUGUUAAACAAAAGUUAAAAAUACAAUUUAUAAAUAUGUUUUUAAUUUAUUGUUAACUAAUUAUGGUAUGUGACUGAGUAUACUGGAUUCUUUAAGAAAUAAAUUAGACAUCAAUCUAUUUUAA